AUGCAAGACCGUGAUUGUGUCCGCCAAAAAUGUAGUCCUAAUAUACCCACUCUCCUCGUAGAAAUGGCCUUUCAAUUCGGAUUCUCGCAUGAUGAAAACGACGAAGAUGAUCACGUUCCCUCGCACCUCGCAACAGAUUCCAAUCUUGCUCGGACAAAACAAAAUGAAUCGACGACAGUGCCCGUGAAAGCCCACAAACUUGAAGCUUUGCUCGAAGCCCUCCCCGAACGCAUUAGUUACAGCACCGUCAGAAUCGAGUCUCCUCUGGGUCGAAUCGCACACAUUCCCAGAAGGGAGCUCUUCGAUGUUCGAGUGCAAUUGAUGGCCGAAGAUGCCGGCGACGACCAUGUCAUCGACCAACUCCAAAAAUCCGACCUUCGAGCGGGAGUCUACGAAGGCGGCUUCAAGACGUGGGAGUCCUCGAUCGAUCUCGCGAGUCUCCUGCUCGAUCGCGGGCCGCGGAAGGACAUCGAUGAGUUGAUCCGCUGCGAUAAUGUCGUCGAGCUAGGAGCCGGCACCGCCCUCCCUUCCCUCAUCCUCUGGCGGCACAGCCUCACGAGCGCCCAGACGGAUCUGAAUUUCACCUUCGCCGAUUUCAACGAAGAGGUGUUGCGGCUCGUCACCCUCCCCAACGUCCUCCUGACCUACGCGACGACGGUCUCCCCGGAGAAGUUCAUCCCCGACCACAACAUCCCCGACGAGGACGGAGGAGGCGGAGGCCAAGGGGAGUUGGAAAUCACGCCCGAAUUGAAAUCCCACUUCCUCGAAACCCUUCGCGCGAGAUCGCUGUCUCUGCAUUUCCUCUCCGGCCCCUGGAGCGCUGCCCUCGCGGAGAGGAUUCCGCCGUCGGCGCCGGAGAUGGGUUUACUCGUCCUCGCGGCGGAGACGAUCUAUAGCCCCGAGUCGACGGCGGCGUUUGUAGACAUCCUGACGCUCCUACUGGGAAGGGUCAAGAUGGCCAAGGCGAUGGUCGGGGCGAAAAGGAUGUAUUUCGGUGUUGGAGGGUCGGUGGAUGGGUUGAAGGAGGCCUGUCGGGAGAGAGGGGCGGUGGCGUAUGAGGUUGAAAAUCAUGGGGUUGUGGGGAUGGAAGCCGGGGUUGGGAGGGCGCUGGUUGAGAUUCAGAUGUAUUGAGCAUUGGAGAAUUCGAUAGAUACAGGUAGGCGUUUGAUCAUGAGGUGUUUCACAAUGGAAGAGAGAUACAGGCGAGCAG
This is a messenger RNA of Dissoconium aciculare CBS 342.82, 1210 nucleotides long. RefSeq lists its product as uncharacterized. Gene Ontology annotation, molecular function: protein-L-histidine N-tele-methyltransferase activity. Bases 322 to 1131 code for a protein of 269 amino acids. Gene Ontology annotation, biological process: peptidyl-histidine methylation, to form tele-methylhistidine. The record is from RefSeq and is a predicted model, not a curated record. The transcript has 3 exons. NCBI's taxonomy places the organism in Eukaryota, Fungi, Ascomycota, Dothideomycetes, Mycosphaerellales, Dissoconiaceae.